This is a messenger RNA of Phlebotomus argentipes, 2171 nucleotides long. RefSeq lists its product as uncharacterized. NCBI's taxonomy places the organism in Eukaryota, Metazoa, Arthropoda, Insecta, Diptera, Psychodidae. The coding region runs from base 635 to 2080 and encodes 481 amino acids. The record is from RefSeq and is a predicted model, not a curated record. The transcript has 6 exons.
ACAGUCUCGACUGAUCUUUCCAGUGAAUCGCACCGAGUUCACUGGCUCACGGGCUUCUCUUGUCGUGAAGAGAAAAUCUUUGUAGAGAAAACAAAAUCUGUGUAAUUAAAUUCUAAACAACUCUGGAUAUUAAAAUUACAUAACGAGUCCCCCCACGAAGCGCAGAAAACAGUGAGAUCGUCAGCUUUUCUCAGUGUCAUUUGUGUGUAAAUCAGCGAUCUUGGCAGAUCACGCGAGUGGAGUGAAAUUCUAUACUGCGGUGUGCCUGGAAUACAAUGGGAAAGACAGUGAGACGAGAAGUGUUAAAUGUGGCUUCCUAAUCUAACCAUUGUCCAAUGUGCAGAAAAAAACUUAUCACCAGCAAAUUAAUCACAAAACCUUCCUAUUAUUGCCUCGUGUUAUCGCCACCAACUUACGCUGCGCCUCUUCUGCGUCUGUGAUCGAUAAUCACCCCCGAAAAUGUACAGUCAAUGAGUUUCACUCGACCACACAACAUCGAUGACGAGUGAUUGCGCCGAGGAUCAGCCCAGGAAUCCAUCGCCAAGUCACCAUCCAAGUGGUCAUUAGUUCAGCACUUAUGUUCUGAUCAUACGUGUGAGUGAAGAGUGGAAAAAAGCGAGACUUGAAGGUGAAAAUGGCUUGUGGACUUCGUUGCCUAAUGCUCUUCACGGGACUUUUUGCCUUGAUUCAGGCAAUUGGUUUCCUGAUAAUGGGCAUCUAUGGCAUUCUGGCGCACCAAUGCGACGUUCAAAUGGACACCUCCCAACUCAGUUACCUAAUCUACCUCGCAUACUUUCGGCAUGCACAGUGCGGGGAAGUGAACUGGUCACUCCUGGGAAUCGACAUUCCGCCAGGAGUGCAGGUGAUAAUGCCUGAUGUGUCCGACGUCGCCGUCAGGAUGCAGAUCUUCAUCAAGAUCUACAUCGUCUUGAGCUGUGUGUGGAUCCUCACAUCCAUCAUGUUUAUAGCUGCCACGAGCUCAUCCAGCUUCAGCAGAUCAUUCCUGCGAUUCUUCUGCGUCGCCUUUGCCAUCACCUGCCUUCUCAAUUUUGUCUUUGAUCUCAUCUCCACGGGCUUUCAUAUAUACGACAUCACAUGGACAACGACACUUAUGAACUUCCUGGAGUUCAUUCAAGUGGAAAACAGAGAUCAGCUGCUGCCGUAUCUGCAAGAUGUCUCCAUUGUGGCACUCCCCAUUCCAUCCGUCAUCAUGGCCGUGGUCUCAUCUCGUGGCGUUAUAAUUGCCAUAAUUAACUUCACCGGAAUGAUCAUUGUCUUCAUGUCCAUGAAGAAGCUGGAAGAGCACCUAGAGAAGAAGUCCCCCAAAGUUCUCAGAGCGCCAGACUUUGGGUAUGACAGACAAUAUCCACCGUCAGAGAUGGUUCAGCGGAGAACGGCUGACCACAUCUCUCAGCAUCCGCCACAACAACAGCCUCAAUCCGUUCAGAAGUAUGUCGCUCCGGUCCAGACUCGCAGCAGAUACGAGGACGCCAAUCCACAUCCUUAUCAGUACGAUAAUCACACCUAUCAGGCAGAGCCAGUCUCAGCGCUGAAACCACAACCGAUCGUCACGACUGAGAGAAGAUUCUUGGAACCCUUGAAAGGCGGUGAGUCUGAGGAUUCAGCUUCCCACUCCAGAAGCACUGAGAUCAGUCCUGAGCAUUCUCGGGACUCUUCCUACGUGGGCUACGGGAGGAUUUCCAACGAUAGGAGACACCCAAGAGAAGAGGAACCACACAAUCCCGUGAUCAUGAGACACACCAAGCCUGUCGGCGGCUCCCUGAAUCGCGACGAGAAGCCACAGAUUAGGAAGACAUACUCAGACGCCACCAGAUUCUCCCAACAAGCACCGCCCGAGGAGCUACGUAGUCAGCUGCCUUGGUCAUACUUCCAAAGUCGCCACGAGGUGAAGCGGCCCAAGAAGAUCCCGGAACAGAGCAAUGACGAGAUUCCGCCACCAGUUCCUGUGCCGGACUACACACUGCACUUCCCUAGGAAGGGACGACCGGGUCCUCCGCCACCGCCCAAGCCAACCAAAGAGAGCAUUGAACGAUGGAGUGGACCUGAGGUUCAUUACUGAGGUAAAAUCAUUCGAGAAAGCCCCACUUCUGCCAAAAAUACGGCCAAAGCCGAAGAAGGAGAAAUCAAUAAAUAUUUUGUGUGAUAAGAAA